AGUUCCCGAGUCUAGCUUCAUCAUAAAGCCACCCAUCUGUAGCUUUUCAUCGCUAAAAGCUACUGAGCUUCACACCCAGAAAGCUAGAAGUCAAUGUGAGACGAUGAAGAACCUCUGCUUCAUUCUUCUCUGCAUCUGUUUCAGCAAACUUUCAUCUGCAGCUGAUACCCUUUCUUCAUCUCAGAACAUCACUGAUGGCAACUCCUUGGUUUCCCCAGGUGGAGUAUUUCAACUGGGUUUCUUCAGCCCAGGCAGUUCCAAAUCCCGCUACUUGGGGAUUUGGUACAAGAACAUCCCAGUCCAUACCGUCGUUUGGGUUGCGAAUCGAGGCACCCCGAUCAACGACUCCUCAGGCCAUUUGAUGAUCAACACCACCACAGGGGCUCUAGUUCUUCUCAACAGCAACAAGACCGUUUUUUGGUCAUCAAAUUCGACGAAACAAACCCAGAAUAUUAGUCCUGUCGUUCAGUUAUUGGACAAUGGCAAUCUUAUUCUCAGAGACGAGAAAGAAGGAGCAAACUCCGAAAGCUAUCUGUGGCAAAGCUUCGACUAUCCGUCGGAUACUUUGUUACCGGGGAUGAAGCUGGGAUGGGACUUGAGAACCGGGCUGAACCGGAGACUGACGGCGUGGAAGAGUCCAGAUGACCCUUCUCCUGGAGACUUCACAUGGGAGAUGCAGCUGCAUAACUAUCCUGAGCCAGCUAUGUUCAGAGCGGGCAAAGAGUUUUUGAGGAGUGGUCCGUGGAAUGGUGUUUUAUUCAGUGGAAAACCGGCAAAGGCGCUACCGGCAUUGAACUUCAGCUUCUUCAUGGAUGAGAAUGAGGUUUACACAACAAUUGGAAUGGUGGACAAGUCAGCAUUAGGGAGGAUGAUGCUGAAUUUAACUGCAGAUUACUACCGCCAGUCGUGGAUUUGGUCUGAAGCAGACCGAAAUUGGACACUCUAUGCAGCAUUUCCUAGGGAUCCUUGUGACAGUUAUGCCAAGUGUGGAGGAAAUGGAAACUGUAUGCUUAGUGCAUCCCCGAUGUGUCAAUGUUUAGACAGGUUCAGGCCUAGAUCAAUGGAGAAGUGGAGCUUAAACAAUUUUUCGCUCGGGUGUGAGCGAAAGACGCCAUUGAGGUGCAAGAAUGAUGGAUUUGUGACUUAUGCUGGGUUAAAAUUGCCCGAUACAACGCAUACUUGGAUCGAUAAAGCUAUGAAUCUCAAGGAGUGCAGGGCCAAAUGCUUGUCUAAUUGUUCUUGUUCCGCGUACACAAACUUGGAUGUCAGAGGAGGAGGUAGUGGUUGUGCAAUCUGGUUUGGUGAUCUUGUAGACUUGAAGCAGAUUCCGGGUGGUGACCAGGAUAUUUACAUUAAGAUCUCUGCUGCAGAACUAGGAGGGAAAGAUAAGAAGUGGAAGAUAGGAGUGAUAGUUGCAUCUGCCGUUGCUGUAAUUCUUGCGAUGUUCUUAUUUGGCUAUUGUUACAUUCUCAAACUCAGACACAGGAAAAGUUUCAAAGGUACUCAAAACAACAUUGAAGAGCAGAAGGAUGAAGACCUGGAGCUGCCAUUGUUCGACUUGUCAACAAUAGAGACUGCUACCAAUAAAUUCUCAAUCAAUAAUAAACUUGGAGAAGGUGGUUUUGGACCUGUGUACAAGGGUACACUAAUAGAUGGAAAAGAAAUUGCAGUGAAGCGGCUCUCAAGAAGUUCUGGACAAGGAAUGAAAGAGUUCAAAAAUGAAGUAAUACUGAUUGCAAAACUUCAGCACCGCAAUCUUGUAAAGCUUCUUGGUUGUUGUAUUCAGGGAGAGGAGAAAUUGCUGAUCUAUGAAUACAUGCCCAACAAAAGUUUAGAUUCCUUCAUUUUUGAUGAAAUGCGAAGAAAAUUGUUAGAUUGGCCUAAGCGCUUCCAUAUUAUUUGUGGAAUUGCUAGGGGGCUUCUCUAUCUUCAUCAGGACUCCAGGCUGAGGAUUAUACACAGAGAUCUAAAAGCGAGCAAUGUCUUGCUUGAUCGUGAGAUGAACCCCAAAAUCUCAGAUUUUGGUCUUGCUAGAACUUUUGGUGGUGACCAAACUGAAGGAAACACAAACAGAGUAGUUGGAACAUAUGGUUACAUGGCCCCUGAAUAUGCUAUUGAAGGGCAGUUCUCAGUAAAAUCUGACGUCUUUAGCUUUGGUAUUUUACUGCUGGAGCUAAUAAGUGGAAAGAAAAGUAAAGGGUUCUAUCACUUGAACCACGACCUUAAUCUUAUUGGAAAUGCAUGGAGGUUAUGGAACGGAGGGCGGCCAUUAGAACUGAUAGAUGAAGGGUUUGGGGAGUCCUGCAACUUAACGGAGGUGUUGCGAUGCAUCCAUGUCAGUCUCUUGUGUGUGCAACAACAGCCUGACGACAGGCCGACCAUGUCAUCUGUAGUUCAGAUGUUAUGUAGUGAAAGUGCCUUGCCUCAGCCUAAAGAACCAGGAUUCUUUUCAGAGAAAGAUUUGGUUGGAGGAGGCUUUCCCUUUCUUAACAACGAAGUGUCUUCUAAUGGAUUAACCAUUUCCCUACUCGAGGCUCGUUAAGGAUCAUUCUAUUGUAUCAUAGAUUUUAUGCAGAAGUUUAUUAUAAAAUUUGUAGUUAGCUAUAGCAGAAGUGUUGUGCUGCAAAUGUAAUAUGUAAACAUAAAAGUGUACCCCACCCUCUAUGCGUGGUUUUUACUUGGGCUUGUCCAAAAUCUACGUUUGAUGUCUCUUUUUUCC
This is a messenger RNA of Rosa rugosa (rugosa rose), 2719 nucleotides long. Its product is annotated as G-type lectin S-receptor-like serine/threonine-protein kinase At4g27290. Gene Ontology annotation, molecular function: ATP binding; protein serine/threonine kinase activity. The transcript is spliced from 7 exons. Bases 104 to 2542 code for a protein of 812 amino acids. The record is from RefSeq and is a predicted model, not a curated record. Gene Ontology annotation, biological process: protein phosphorylation; recognition of pollen. Lineage: Eukaryota; Viridiplantae; Streptophyta; Magnoliopsida; Rosales; Rosaceae.